Erythranthe guttata (spotted monkey flower) is the source of this 4855-nucleotide messenger RNA. Its product is annotated as P-loop containing nucleoside triphosphate hydrolases superfamily protein. Gene Ontology annotation, molecular function: mRNA binding; helicase activity. Gene Ontology annotation, biological process: mRNA splicing, via spliceosome. Lineage: Eukaryota; Viridiplantae; Streptophyta; Magnoliopsida; Lamiales; Phrymaceae. Gene Ontology annotation, cellular component: catalytic step 2 spliceosome. The record is from RefSeq and is a predicted model, not a curated record.
UUAUCACUAAAAACCCUAAUUCAUUUCUCACUUCAUGCAAAAGCCCUAAAUUAUUCGCAAAUUUCUCUAAGAGAUGACGAAAAUCUACGGUACCGGAAUGUACGAUUUCCGGCGGCACCGGGUGGCUGAGUACCCGGUGGCUGCGGACGGGCUUCCCCUGCCGGAAAAGCCUCCGGAGUCCAAACCGGGUUCCGAUGUACCCAGCUCCAUGACUCUAAUCGAGAUUCAAAGAGACCGUCUCACGAAAAUUGCGGCUGAAAAUUGGGCGAAAACCGCGGAUUCGGGCCCGAAGAAGCCCUUCAGCCCGGACCUUGUUAAUGAGAUAUACUACACUGAGUUAACUGUAAAAGCGGGGAGAAAGCCAGUGCCAUUGCAGAGGGUGAUGAUACUAGAAGUUAGUCAAUACUUGGAGAAUUACCUCUGGCCAAACUUUAGUCCAGAGACUGCGUCGUUUGAGCACGUGAUGUCAAUGAUAUUGAUGGUCAACGAGAAGUUUCGAGAGAAUGUGGCUGCUUGGAUAUGCUUUUAUGAUAAGAAGGAUAUGUUUAAAGCAUUUCUGGAGAGGGUACUUCGCCUGAAAGAGGGAAGAAGUUUAACUAUUGCAGAGAAGACGAAUUAUCUACUUUUUAUGAUCAAUGCCUUUCAGAGCCUGGAGGAUGAAAUAGUAAGUGAAAUGAUUAUGAGAUUAGCGAGUCUGGAGUGUUGGCAUAGCCUAUCAUAUGGCCGUUUCCAGAUGGAACUUUGUCUUAAUAAAAACCUGAUCAGAAGAUGGAGAAGAAUUGCAAUGAGAGCCAAGGAUGCAACUAAACGAGGGGAAACUUUCGACCCCACAACCAUUGUGGAGGCCAACUUCUUGCGAAAUCUCAUUGAGGAGUUCCUGGUGGUGCUUGAUUCAGAGGUUUUUUGUAAACAUGAGGACGAUGAUUUAGUUGAUGUCCAUGGUUCUGAAGAUGUCAAUGAUUCCUGUCUUCUGUAUUGUGAAAGGUUUAUGGAGUUCCUUAUUGAUCUCUUGAGCCAACUGCCAACAAGGAGGUUGGUUCGGCCUCUUGUUGCUGAUGUUGCUGUUAUCUCCAAGUGUCAUUUAAGUGCUUUGUAUAGGCAUGAAAAAGGGAAACUUUUCGCGCAGUUGGUUGAUUUGCUUCAGUACUAUGAAGGUUUUGAGAUUGAUGAUCAUAAGGGUGUACAAAUGGAUGAUGAUGAUGUGCUUCGAGCUCAUUAUAAGCGCCUCCAGGCUUUUCAGCUUCUUGCAUUUAGAAAGAUUCCAAAGCUGCGAGAACUUGCAUUGGCUAAUGUGGGCUCGAUCAACAAGCGUGCUGACCUGGCAAAGAAGCUUUCAGUACUUUCUCCUGAAGAGUUGAGAGAUUUAGUAUGUGUGAAGCUCAAGUUGGUGUCAAAGGAUGAUCCAUGGUCUGAAAGAGUUGACUUCCUGAUAGAAGUCACAGUCUCCUUCUUUGAGAAACAACAAUCUCAGAAAGAGGCGAUCAAUGCGCUUCCACUAUAUCCUAAUGAGCAAAUAAUGUGGGAUGAAAGCCUUGUACCAAGCAUUAACUACUCCGGUGAAGGGUGUCUUGCACUUCCAAAGCUUAAUUUGCAGUUUUUAACACUUCAUGAUUACCUUCUUAGAAAUUUCAACCUCUUCCGCCUCGAGUCAACGUAUGAAAUCCGCGAGGAUAUUCAAGAAGCUGUUCCACAUCUUCUUGCUUACGUUAAUAAUGAAGGAGAAACUGCUUUUCGUGGUUGGUCCAGAAUGGCUGUACCGAUCAAGGAAUUUAGAAUCACGGAAGUUAAACAACCAAAUAUUGGUGAAGUAAAGCCAUCCGUGGUGACGGCUAAAGUUACUUUUAGCAUUUCCAGCUAUAAAGCACAAAUAAGAUCUGAAUGGAAUGCCCUCAAGGAGCAUGAUGUUCUAUUUUUGUUGUCUAUUCGCCCUUCAUUUGAGCCACUUAGUUCAGAAGAAGCUUCAAAUGCAACUGUUCCACAGAAACUUGGUCUUCAAUAUGUGCGUGGAUGUGAGAUAGUUGAAGUACGCGAUGAGGACGGAACUCUUAUGAAUGAUUUUACCGGGAGAAUCAAACGCGACGAGUGGAAACCUCCCAAAGGAGACUUGAGAACUGUUACUAUUGCGUUGGAUACAGCACAAUAUCAUAUGGAUGUUUCCGACAUCGCGGAGACGGGCGCAGAUGACGUGUACGGUACAUUCAACAUAUUGAUGAGGCGGAAACCUAAGGAGAAUAACUUCAAAGCAAUUUUGGAAUCCAUAAGGGAUCUGAUGAAUGAAACAUGUAUUGUUCCUAAAUGGUUACAUGAUAUAUUAUUGGGUUAUGGAGAUCCUUCUGCAGCACAAUGGACCAAUAUGCCAGAUCUCAUUAAAAAGGUUGAUUUUAAAGACACUUUCCUCGAUGCUGCUCAUGUCAUAGAGAGCUUCCCAAACUAUAAGGUUCGGUUUAUAAAUUCAGAUGGAACAGACAAUUCGAAUCCAUGUCCUCCAUUCCGUAUUAAAUUUCCGGAGAAUCUCGAAAGCAUGGUCCAUGCUCUGCCUGGGAAUGUGAUAUCUACACAAACUUCAAAUGACGCCAGCUCUAUGCAAGAUGAUCAUUCUGACAAAGUGGAGCUUGUAGUUGAGGCUUAUGUACCUCCUGAUCCAGGGCCCUAUCCCCAGGAUCAACCAAAGCAGAACUCUGUUAGAUUUACUCCUACUCAGGUCGGAGUUAUCCUGUCCGGAGUUCAGCCUGGCUUAACCAUGGUGGUUGGUCCACCUGGUACUGGAAAGACGGAUACAGCUGUCCAAAUCUUGAAUGUUCUCUACCAUAAUUGUCCUUCUCAGAGAACUUUGAUAAUCACUCAUUCAAAUCAGGCUCUAAACGAUCUUUUCGAAAAGAUAAUGGAGAGGGACGUGCCAGCUCGAUAUCUACUUCGACUCGGUCAAGGUGAACAAGAGUUGGCCACUGAACUUGAUUUCAGCCGCCAAGGCCGUGUAAAUGCCAUGCUUGUUCGACGAUUGGAACUCCUUAGUGAAGUGGAGCGGCUCGCAAGAUCUCUACAACUGCCCGAGGAUGUAGGUUAUACUUGUGAAACCGCUGGCUACUUCUGGUUGCUCCAUGUUUACUCACGCUGGGAGCUUUUUCUAGCUGCUUGUGCUCAGAAUCAAGACAAACCGACGUUUAUUCAGGACCGCUUCCCUUUUAAGGAGUUCUUUUCCAAUACCGCGAAGCCGAUUUUCGCAGCCGAGUCCUUUGAAAAAGACAUGCACACAGCUAAGGGUUGCUUCCGGCACCUUCAAACUAUGUUUCAGGAGCUUGAAGAGUGUAGGGCAUUUGAGCUGCUUAAGUCAACAGUCGAUAGAUCAAAUUAUCUUAUGACCAAGCAAGCAAAAAUAGUAGCCAUGACUUGCACCCAUGCAGCUCUUAAACGGAAAGAUUUUCUACACUUGGGCUUUAAAUACGACAACUUGUUAAUGGAAGAAAGUGCCCAGAUUUUGGAGAUUGAAACUUUCAUCCCUAUGUUGCUCCAAAGGCAGGAAGAUGAUCGUGCUCGCCUAAAACGAUGUAUAUUGAUUGGUGACCACCACCAAUUGCCUCCCGUUGUGAAAAAUAUGGCUUUUCAGAAGUACAGCCAUAUGGACCAGAGUCUGUUCACAAGGUUUGUGCGUCUAGGAAUUCCCUAUAUUGAGCUCAAUGCCCAAGGAAGAGCUAGGCCUAGUUUAGCAAGACUUUACAAUUGGAGAUAUAAAGACCUAGGUGAUCUCUCAUACGUGAAGGAGAAUGAAAUUUUCCAAAGAGCAAACUCUGGAUUCUCUUACGACUAUCAGUUGGUGGAUGUUCCUGAUUUUCAUGGGAGAGGUGAGAGUGCUCCUUCACCCUGGUUCUACCAAAACGAAGGAGAGGCUGAGUAUAUUGUUAGCGUCUAUAUGUACAUGCGUUUGUUGGGAUAUCCAGCCAGCAAAAUAUCCAUACUGACAACAUACAAUGGUCAGAAACUUUUGAUUCGUGAUGUUAUUAAUCGACGGUGUGUCCCUUAUGACUUCAUUGGUCCACCACACAAGGUAGCCACAGUUGACAAGUUUCAAGGGCAACAAAAUGACUUCAUCUUGUUAUCCCUCGUUCGUUCUCGCUUUGUGGGUCACCUUCGUGACGUAAGAAGAUUGGUUGUCGCAAUGUCUCGAGCUCGAUUGGGGCUUUAUGUUUUCUGUCGGCGUUCUCUGUUCGAACAGUGCUAUGAACUACAGCCUACGUUUCAGCUUCUUCUUCAGAGGCCCGAUCACCUUUCUCUCAAUCUGAACGAAUUCACAACAAUUACCGAUCGUCAUGUCGAAGACACAGGACCGGUCCAGCUUGUUAGUGGAAUCGAAGAGAUGGCUAACAUAGUUAAUUACAAGAUGCACCAGGUUUACCAGGCACGGGUAACGAGCUAUCAGUCAAAUCAAUAUUCAGCAUAUCCAGGGCAGUCCGCUAUGGAGAUUGAUGCUUCUGAGGAAAACGGAACAGAAAACGUAGAGCCCUCUGUCGGAGAGAUGGAUCUCGAUAACGGUACAGAGAAGGAUACAUCACUACUACCUGAUGCUACCUCGAAUGGUUCAGCACAUUUAGAUGCUUCCGUAGAAGAGAAUGGUGAUGCGUAGUUUCUAAACGGUAUUAAUCAUUAUUAGAAACUUGUAUUGUACCGGCAUUUAAUGGUAAAACGAGCAGGUACUUAAACUACUAAUUAUUUUACUCACUGAAUUUUGAAGGCGGUUGAGGACAUUUUAAUUGUGCUUUUUUGUUGUAUAGUUAAAGCCAUUUCGUAUAAGGUUGGCUUCAUGUAGAUUUUCACAAAAUUUUAUUUGCUGGAUUAUAUUUUAAUUUCUGAUUUUGAUCAU